AUGGCUACCAAACGCACCGCCACGGACAGCGACAUGGAGCCCGCGCCCAAACGCAACAAGAAGCCCAACAACCACAAGUCGCGCGACCAUCAGAACGCCCACAUCGACCCGACAUGGGGACAGAAAUACGUCUUCUCCGCCUCCGAGAGCGCGACCACCGUCCCCGUCGAUUCGGAGCUCGAUUUCGAGGACGACGCCGACGCCAUGGCGUACCUCAGGUCCGUAAGGACCCAGGCAAACGGCAUCCCGCACCUCCUCGUCGCGCCCAAGAUCCCGAUCGGACCUCAGCUACCCCAGGACUUUCAGAACAUCAAAAGGGAGGACGACGAGGACGUUGAAAAUGGCGAGGACGCGGAGGAGGACCGCGAGAUUUACUCCUCGGGUCAGGGUGAUUUUAGGGGAUACUAUCACGACGGCGCAUACACUGCCCGCCCGGCAGCUUGGGACGAGGAACCUGCCCGAGACGCUUACGACGAAGGUGAACUGCAAGACGACGAGGACGGAUACUACGACCCGAACGAGGACGACCCGACGGCUCUAUACGAGGCCUACUUCGCCUCCAUCCUCUCCCGCUUCCACAAGCUGCGCGCAACCCUACACACAAAACCUCCCGCGUCCGCCGUCGCCGCGCUUCCCAAGACACACGGCCACUACGUCGGCGCCUUCGGCCCCAAAUCAUCCACCUUCUCCAUCUGGUCCGUCCGCCUACGCACGUCGGACCCCCUGCCGGCGCAGGUCGCGAGCAUGGACAAGGACGGCGUGCUCCGGGUGGUGCGGGUCUUGCUCGGCGGCAAGUUCCUGCGGAGGGGAUACGACCUCACGGAGAGGACGAGCCGGUGGCUCUGGGCGCUGCUGGCGAGGCUGCCGGAGAGGGGGGAGCUGAACCACGCGGAGAUCGGCUGGGUGAGGGACCUCGGGCGGCGGGCGGUGCUGAUGAUGCAGAGCCUUGCGGACAUGGCGAGGUUGAGGGACGCGUUGGAGGGGGAGGGGAUGGAUUUGGGUGUCCACGACGCCGUUGACGAGAGCUCUGACGACGAGGACGUCAUGAGGGAGAUGGAGGUCGACGAGAAGGACGGGGAGGCGUCGGCCCCUGAGAAGAGUACAGAGCAGACACCCCAGUCUGCGCAGAGCGAGGCGAAGGAUCCCGUCGAGCCGAAGAUGCAAGCUGAUGAGGGCGAAGUCGAAGAUGGAGAGGUCGACGACGAUCAAAAGUCGGAACCGAUGGAUGUCUCGGAAGACGGCGAGGUAGACGAGGGCGAAGUCCCGGAGCAACCCGCCCCUGCUGAGACGCUGGAGGAAGCGCGGGCUCGCUUGCUCGCGCAGCUAGAGACGACGACUGCGGAGGUGCCGGCCGAGGUUGUGGAGGUUGAGGAUGAUGAGAAGCGUAUGUCGGAUCAGCUUCGCGCGAGGAUGAACAUGCGGGCUACGCUCAACAUGAUCCUGACCGUUGCGGGUGAGUUUUACGGACAGAGGGACCUUCUCGAGUUCCGAGAUCCGUUCACAGGUAUGUAG
Molecule: messenger RNA, 1512 nt
Organism: Colletotrichum karsti
Lineage: Eukaryota; Fungi; Ascomycota; Sordariomycetes; Glomerellales; Glomerellaceae
Exons: 2
Coding region: 1-1512 (503 amino acids)
Biological process (GO): spliceosomal snRNP assembly
Cellular component (GO): nucleus; SMN complex
Source: RefSeq, a predicted model, not a curated record